AUUGAGAGAGAGCAAUACAUUAGUUGAUCAGAAUCAAUUCGUACUACUGUCUGUACUAGCUCGCUUAGCGGAAAGCAGCAGUGGUGCUCUAUAAUUCCUAUCGAUGGCUGCACUUCCAUGCAAGAACCUUGUUGUUGUGGCUUUCUUCUUGCUUUGUUUCAUCUCUAUCACAGCUCAAGGAAGGAGUUUGGGAGUGGUUAGUAAGAGAGCUGGUGAUGCUUAUCAGAAGAAUGAGGAUGAUCAAGCAGUAGUACAGCAGGAUGAGAGUAAUGAUUUACUGGCUAUGGAUUACACUCCAGCAAGAAAAAAGCCUCCAAUCCAUAACUAAAUUAAUAUAGCAGUUUUUCCAAAGAAUGGUAAAAGGAGUAUUAGUUUAGUCUCAAAAAUGAGGAACUACAAAAAAGAAGAAAAAAAAAAAAAACAAAGUAUAAGUCUAGUCUCUAUCCAUGAAUAGGGUUUAGAUAAAGGUUUUCUGUAGUUAAAUACCAAGCUUGCUUUAUUAUAUUCAGUCAAUAGUUACAAUUGUAUCGUUA
Pyrus x bretschneideri (Chinese white pear) is the source of this 533-nucleotide messenger RNA. RefSeq names its product protein GOLVEN 2-like. The transcript is spliced from 2 exons. Lineage: Eukaryota; Viridiplantae; Streptophyta; Magnoliopsida; Rosales; Rosaceae. The record is from RefSeq and is a predicted model, not a curated record. Bases 104 to 328 code for a protein of 74 amino acids.